AUGUCACAAAAAAAUUCUAUUGAAUCACCUGAUUCACCUAAACCUUCAGAAGAGGACAAAACAAAACGUGGUUUUUCAAUGUCCUUUCAAUCAAGCAAAACAAAGAUCGUAGGAAAUAAGGCAUUUAUAAAGAAACGUAGAAUAACAGACGAUCAAGAAGAAACUGAACAGCCACCAAAGGUUGAAUACAUUACUGUAUUUGAAGAUAAAAAAUCCAAAGGUCUCAAUUCAAAGAGAAAGGGACCGAACCGAACAAAUUCAUCCAAACAAGAUACAAAGAAUACAAAAGAUUCUGAAGAUAUAUCUCCAGAAUUUUUGACAAAUAAUUCAGGGUUAUCUUUUGGUUUAAAUAUCAUGAAGAAACCAGCCAAGGAUCCGAAUGAAAAGCGAGAGAGCAUAUUGGCAAAGAUUAAAGAUUUUAAGUCUAAUCAACAGGAAGAGCAGCCGGAUAAUAACCAAGAUACCAAUAGCAUAUCGAAUGAAAAGGUUGAACCUGAAAAGUCAACAAAAGAAAAAGCUUUUGAAGAACUAUUAAAAAAACUCGAAAAGGAGGAGACUGCUGAGGAAAGAGUAGAAAGGAAGUCGUCAUUUAAGGUCUAA
Funneliformis mosseae is the source of this 600-nucleotide messenger RNA. The record is from the annotation of a GenBank genome assembly. NCBI's taxonomy places the organism in Eukaryota, Fungi, Glomeromycota, Glomeromycetes, Glomerales, Glomeraceae.